AUGAACUUCACUGAAACUCUUGAAAAAUUAUUAAAAGAAAAAGCAAAAGAGAACUAUGAUAAUUCCCUCUCAUGGCCUAAACUAUGCGCUUCUCUUUUAGCCCUAGAGCCAAAUCGAACAACACCUUUUGGUGAAAUUACACGCCACCUUUAUGACUGUAUAAACUCUUGUCUUUUAAAUUUAAAUAAUGACGAUCAUAAUGUCACCCAAGCACAUUCCCGCUUCGAAAAGGGAUUACUUGAGCGGCCUUUUUAUCUUGCUUUAGCCGAAAUGCUUGAAACUUGCAUAUUCAAGAAUCUCGGAGAAUUCCCAGAGAGUCUAAAGACGAGUAAAUUGUUUAUGCUUGAAAAUAAAAAUUUGUCAAGAUUGGAUGAGAUUGAAGAAGAAAUGAAACAUUUAUAUAAUAACGUGUUCAUCAAUGCUACAUAUCCUCUGAAUGAUGAAAAAGAAAGACAAUUCUCUAAAUUUUUAUUUGAGUUUUUAACCCCAAAAGAUCUAAAUACAUUUUUGGGUCUUCGAACUACAGUCGGAUCAGCGCCACAAUUGCCACCAUCUUUACAAGAAUGUCUUGAAUCUUUUACAAAAAUCUAUGUAAAAAAAUCAGCAAAGCCCAAAUUAAAUAGAUCUAAAGCAGCAUCAUUCUCGGCCAAUACACUUACUGUUGGUGCAAAAGCCCAUUCUAAACAUUUUCAUCGUGAUGUAUCUGAUGCUUUUUGGGGAACUUGCACCGGAACCGAGAAGCAAAAGAACGAGCAAGCGAAUAGAGUAUUGGCGAAAAUCAUAACAAAUGCCGCAUGGAUAAAUUUACAUUCAUUACCACACGAUACAAGAGUUUAUGAAGUUCGUAAUGAACAAGGAUACGGAGCACGCUGGGAAAUUUAUGAUCCUAUAAUCAAACAAGCCAAUGCUAAUCCUAAUAAUAUUGACAGUGAUGAUGAGAAUGAUAAUAAGACAUUACAAAUUUCUCAUAAUAUUGACAAAGGUCACGCCUCAAUAAUUUUUCGUGGAUUCUUAGAACCGCAAAUGUUAGAUGGACACGCUAAAGGAUGGGUUCAUUAA
Ambispora leptoticha is the source of this 1059-nucleotide messenger RNA. NCBI's taxonomy places the organism in Eukaryota, Fungi, Glomeromycota, Glomeromycetes, Archaeosporales, Ambisporaceae. The record is from the annotation of a GenBank genome assembly.